Biomphalaria glabrata is the source of this 4365-nucleotide messenger RNA. Its product is annotated as tolloid-like protein 1. Gene Ontology annotation, biological process: proteolysis. The record is from RefSeq and is a predicted model, not a curated record. The transcript has a single exon. NCBI's taxonomy places the organism in Eukaryota, Metazoa, Mollusca, Gastropoda, Planorbidae. Bases 82 to 3087 code for a protein of 1001 amino acids. Gene Ontology annotation, molecular function: metalloendopeptidase activity; zinc ion binding; serine-type endopeptidase activity.
AAUAAUAUAACAAUAACAAAAAAAUAAUAAUUAUUAUUAUUUCGGAGAAUAUUUGUCUAACAUGACACGUAACGAUAAAUAAUGUUUAUUGUUACAGAAACAAGAUCAUUUCAGCCUAACAUGGACUCCAGGCAUCAACUUCAUCAGAAUUAUAAACGUGAAAUGAAGAAUACUCAGAGAAUUGGCAUCAUUCUUUCAUUAUUUCUAUUGCUUCUGUUGAGUUAUUUUAUUCCACUAACUGCCUCAAACCUGAACAAGAAUGAAAAGAAGACCUAUACAUAUAACAACAGCUUCAUACAGAGUCUCAGGUUCAGCUUGGAAAAUGAGAAAAUGAAUCGCCGCCUAAGCAAACAGAAAUUAAAGAGUUUUAUAGAAGAGCUUUUGAAUGGCGAAAUGACUUACCUGCCUUUGAGAAACCUUACCUUAUCAAAACUUGAACUAAAUGAAGGUCAAAAGACAACAAAUAUAGACAACCUUAAAGAAUGGAAGAAACGGCACAGUAAUGUUCCACACAAACGCGCGGCCACAGCUUUGAAAGAAAGACUGUGGGAUUAUGGUGUUAUACCCUAUGUCAUAGAGUCAAAUUUUACUCCAAGGCAGAAAAAUAUGAUGCAAUCUGCAAUGGAAACUUGGGAGAAAGACACUUGCAUAAUUUUCAAAGAAAAAGAACCAGAAGAUAAAGACUAUAUUGUUUUCACGGUUAGAGCAUGUGGAUGUUGCUCACUUGUCGGUAAGAAAGGUGACGGUGAACAGACUGUCUCCGUUGGAAAAGAUUGUGACAGACACGGAAUAAUUGUACAUGAACUUGGCCAUGCUAUUGGCUUCUGGCACGAGCACACGAGACCGGACAGGGACCAAUAUGUUGAAAUAUUUCUAGACAAUGUUAAAGCUAAUUCAAAGAACAACUUCAACGCCCUGAACAGCUCAGAAAUUAAUUCUUUGGGCGAGCCCUAUGACUUUGAAAGCAUAAUGCACUAUGGGAGACUUCAGUUCGCUAACAACACAUUGCAGGAUACGAUGAAGGCCAAAGAAAAUCCAGGAACGACUUCUAUUUCCGACCGCAUGGGUCAGAGAGUCAAACUUAGUCCUGGGGAUAUUCGACAAACAAACCUUUUGUACAAUUGUCCAAGCUGUGGCUCUACCCUUGUUGAGACUACUGGAAGUUUCAAUUUUAGCUCUAAACUUGGACAGCCUGAAGUGUGUCAGUGGCGCAUCAAAGCCUCUUACGGGGAACGUAUCAAAUUAAACAUUAAUUCUUUUUCAAUUACAGUUUCAGACAACUGUGAGAGAAACUAUUUAGAGAUUAGAGACGGACACUACGUGAAAUCUCCGAGUCUUGGUCGUUACUGUGGAAAUAAUGUCCCUGAUGUUAUUCUAUCCUCUGGGAGGAGAAUGUGGAUAGAAUUGAAAAGUAAACAAGGACGGAAUAAGUUCUCUGCUGAAUACAUUACACUCUGUGGUGGGGAUAGUAAGAAGGACGACGGUUUUAUUAACAGUCAGGGUUACCCUAAUGAAAGAUAUCUCCGAAAUAGCUACUGCGUCUGGAAUAUAACUGUGAAAGAGAACUUCUGUGUGAGUAUUAAGUUUGAAACUCUGGACUUGGAACUGACCGAGGAGUGCAAGUACGAUUAUCUCGAAGUGAGAAACGGCCAUGGUAACCUUGCCGUACCUAUAGGGAAAUAUUGUGGAGACGAUCACCCUGAAGAGAUCGUAUCGUCUGGAAACAAAGUCUCACUUGUGUUUGUCAGUGAUUCAGAAAUACAGAAGUUUGGAUUUUCUGUUCAUUAUAGGUCUAUUGCAGAAACGGAUGAGUGUGAGACAGACGAGCACGGCUGCGAUCAUGUUUGUAUCAAUACAAUCGGCAGUUUUAGGUGUGAUUGUAGGAUUGGAUACGAGCUUCACUCUAAUGGAAAGACUUGCAAAAAAGAAUGCGGUGGUCAAAUAACAGAAAUGAAAGGCAACAUUACCUCUCCCUCAUUCCCAGACAAUUACCCAGUGAGCAAGGUCUGCACGUGGUAUAUAACUGCACCAAGAGGCUAUGCAAUUUAUUUAACCUUUACACAUUUUGAUAUUGAAGGCAACGAAGGACGAUGUUAUUAUGAUUAUGUUAUCGUGAAUCUAAUUGGUGGGAAUAGUUCUAGCAACAAUCAAUUCUUUUGUGGAAGCAACUUGCCAAAACCAUUAAUAUCCAAAGAAAACUCCAUGACAAUAGAAUUCAAAUCUGACGAUUCUGAUGUAAAAAGCGGAUUUGUCGCACUUUUUUCUAUGGAUCGAAAUGAAUGUGAUCAAAAGAAAGGAGGUUGUAGCCAUAUUUGUAAAAACACUGUUGGCAGUUAUCAAUGCUCCUGUAGAGAUGGCUUUGUUCUCCAAAGUGACUUGCACUCAUGCCUUGAGGAAUGCUACAGAAAUAUCAACUCAUCAAAAGGAAACAUCACGAGUCCAAAUUUCCCAAAUCCUUACCCAAAAAGACUGAAGUGCGAGUGGCAUUUUUCUACAAUUUUGGGACAUAGGAUAAUGCUGAGUUUUAAAGAGUUGGACGUGGCGUGCGACAACGACAUUGUUGCCGUCUUUGAUGGUGAUAACGAACUUUCUGCAUCUCUCGGCCGAUUUUGCGACUCGACUUUCCCAGAAUAUAUACAAUCUACAGGCCCCACCAUGCUGCUUCAAUUUACCACGGACGAUUCUGUACAGAGGAAAGGUUUCAGGGCCGAGCAUAAAACUAUUUGUGGCGCCAUUCUUGAAGCGACACUUGAGAAACAGACUUUACUUUCACAUUCAGAAUUCGGUACAAAAAAGUACGAUAAAGACCAAAAUUGUUUCUGGCACAUUCAAGCACAACAAGGGUUUAAAAUUAAACUAGAAUUCGAUUAUUUCCUAUUGGAGAAGUCUAUAGAGUGUCAGUAUGACUCUGUUGCUGUAUACGAUGGUGACAAAGAAACUGCUUUAAGUUUGGGAGUUUUUUGUGGCAGUUCAGUGCCUCUAAAUUUAGAGUCAUCACAAAAUAUCUUAUUGCUUCACUUUAAAUCAGACAGCAAUAUCGGUGAAAAAGGUUUUCAGUUAACAUUUCGAUGUAUGGAUGAGUCAUAAAAAUAACAGACUAUGUUAAUGGAAAAAAUGUGAAUUUUAUUGUAUUCUGCUUGUUGUUGUUUUUCUUUUCGCUUAUUAGAUUCCAUUGUGUUAAUAUUAAAAUAUUCAAACAUUCAUUCACCAUUUUCUUUCUUGACGUUUUUUCUUUAUCAUUGUAAAAAUUUUAAUAUAAUGAAGAGGAAAGCCACGGAUGUGAGAAUAUCUGAAUACUACUAAGGUUGUGUCAAAAACACAUACUAAAUAAAUCAAUUUUUGAUAAUUUAAAAUAAUUAAAUAGAAACAUGGGAAAUUAGAUUAAUGUACAACAUAUCACGGAGGCGCCCUGGCUGCGUCGUAAAGCGAAAACUUUCUCAAUUCGGAAUAUAGUAUUAUUCGGGUCCUUGUCAUUAACGAGAAAAAUUGAACGGAAAAGCUUGCGUUGGUCAUCUUCAGACUUACUAAGGAUUAAAAAGUGAAUAUUUGACACGUGAAUAAUCUUUCCUUUUUUUUUGUCUUCCAUACAUGAUAUAAUAAUGAGACAUGAUCCUGUAAGUUUUUGAUAAAAAGUAACCCAGACUAUUCAAGCUGUACAAUAUUAUUACAUGUAAAGAAGAGUUCAAAUGGACCUCAUUCACCAAUCAUAAACAAACAACAUUUAGCCACGUGAUUCUCUAUCUCUUCUAUACAAAAUACGUAAUCCAUAAGGGCUGUCACGUGAUACUUUUUACCCCCAGUCUUUUAUCAAUAUUAUCACGUGGCUUUAUGUUGUUUGUUUACGAUUGGUGAAUGGGGUCCAUUGAUCUAGAAAAUGUUUACAGUUCUCCUUUGCUGGUUGAAUCUUAGACCGUUUGGCUUGUCUUUCUACAAGUAUUAUUGCUUGUAGUAGCUUGUGCACCUCCAGACUGAUGUUUCAGUUUAACUUCCGCAGAUUUCUCUUUAUCAAUUUCUCUUUAUCAAUUUCUCUUUAUCAAUUUCCUUUCGUUCGCUUCCUACUUGUUUAUUUUUUAUUUUUAUUUUCUUACUAAUAUAUUUUUCUCUCUCUUCUCUAUUUCUCUUCCUUUUUUUUCUCAAGUAUUUUUGUUUCUUUUAUUCUUUCAUUCCCUCCCAUUUUUUUCUUUUUUUUUCUCUUUUUUUUUCUCCUAAUACUUAAGUUUUUCUAUUUGCAUUAGUAGGUCUUUUUUUUAAAUCUCUUUUUGAAAGUUUAGGUCCGAUCUUGAAUGAGCUCACUCCUCAUAGGUCUCAGACGGACAACAUGCUACACUAAUUUCAAGAAGACAUCUACCUGUUUAAAGUUUGUUG